Molecule: messenger RNA, 2155 nt
Organism: Manduca sexta (tobacco hornworm)
Lineage: Eukaryota; Metazoa; Arthropoda; Insecta; Lepidoptera; Sphingidae
Gene: Ttc30
Product: tetratricopeptide repeat protein 30A
Exons: 2
Coding region: 96-2084 (662 amino acids)
Biological process (GO): intraciliary transport
Cellular component (GO): axonemal microtubule; intraciliary transport particle B
Molecular function (GO): protein binding; intraciliary transport particle B binding
Source: RefSeq, a predicted model, not a curated record
CUUUAAAAACCCUGUUGUCAUGGUAACAAAUUUCAAACAAUUUUGGCAGAGAAUUUUUUCAUAAUUUCUAUUUGAAAAUCAACCAACUGAUCACAAUGGAUUAUUUACAAAUAAAAGAUGGGCAAUAUACUAAAACUAUAUAUACAAUGAUAAAAGAAGCGAGGUACGAGGAUGCAAUCAAGGCCCUCAACGAUGCCAUCAACUUCAAUCCGAAUCGAGCUGGUCUAUCCCUCCUAGGUUAUUGUUACUUCAGAACCCAGGCGUUCGUGGAAGCCGCCAACUGCUAUGAGCAAUUAACAGCCAUGCACCCUGAUAUACCCGAGUACAAGUUGUACUUCGCGCAGGCGUUGUACCAAGCGUCUAUGUUCGACGAAUCAUACAAGGUCACGAUGCAGAUCACAGCACCAGAGUUAGAACGGAAGGUUGUCAAACUUCAAUCGGCUAUCAAAUACGGCGAGGAUGAUACGAUAACCGCGAAGGGAUUGGUUGAUUCGUACCCGCAAGAAGAUCCCGACAAAGAUAUCAAUCUGGGAUGUUUAUUGUUCAAAGAAAAUCAGUACGAGGAAGCCUUGCAAAAGUUCUCUCGGAGUCUGAACGUGAUCGGAUUUAAUGCACAUUUACAUUACAAUAUUGCGCUCUGUUAUUUCCGUCUCAAAGAAUACCCACAAGCGCUGAAACAUAUAACUCUUGUUAUUGAGAAAGGUAUAAGGGAUCAUCCGGAGCUGGCUGUUGGUAUGCAAGCAGAGACAUCUGAAGUGAAGUCUGUGGGGAAUACAUUAACUCUACACGAAACAGCUCUAACAGAAGUCUUUAAUUUGAAAGCGGCUAUAGAGUAUCAGUUAAAAAAUAUCGAAGCAUCAAGAGAGGCUUUGAACGAUAUGCCUCCGAGAAAUGAACAUGAAUUGGACGCUGUUACCCUCCACAAUAUUGCUUUAACGUCCAUAGAUAUAAAACCGACCGAUGGAUUCGAAAAACUGCAUUUCUUACUUCAGCAAGAUCCAUUCCCUCCAGAAACAUUUGCCAAUUUGCUCCUUCUGUACUGCAAAUUUGAAUAUUACGACUUAGCUGCCGACGUGUUAGCAGAGAACGCACAAUUUACUUACAAAUAUCUAACGCCAUAUUUGUAUGACUUUUUGGAUGCUAUUAUAACAAGCCAAACUUCUCCUGAAGAAGCAUUCCAAAAGUAUGAAGAUAUCGCUUCAAAACAUGCCGAACAGUUGCGAAAACUGACUAAAGUUGUACAGGAAAGUCGCUCGCAAGGUGACAACGAUCAAGUCAAGAAAGCUGUUGUGGAAUACGAAGAAGCUUUGGAGCGAUACAUCCCGGUUGUGAUGGCUCAAGCUAAAAUAUACUGGGACAUGGAAAAUUACGGACAAGUGGAGAAGAUAUUUCGCAAAUCAGUCGAGUUUUGCAACGAGUCCGACGUUUGGCGACUUAACGUAGCUCACGUGUUGUUCAUGCAAGAAAACAAGUACAAAGAGGCGGCCAGCUUCUAUGAACCCAUCGUUAAGAAGCAAUACGACAACAUUUUAGACAUAAGUGCUGUGGUUCUGGCAAACUUAUGCGUGUCGUAUAUAAUGACCUCACAGAACGAAGAAGCAGAGGACAUCAUGCGCAAAAUAGAGAAAGAGGAAGAGCAGCAAAUAUUUGAGGACCCUCAAAAAAAGUUCUUUCACUUAUGCAUAGUCAAUUUGGUCAUUGGAACACUGUACUGCGCUAAAGGCAAUUAUGAGUUUGGGAUAUCGAGGGUGAUCAAAUCCCUGGAACCAUUUAACAAACGUCUUGGCACUGACACAUGGUUUUACGCAAAACGCUGCUUCUUAUCGUUCCUGGAGAAUCUAGCAAAACACUUGAUCGUUGUUAAAGAUAACACGAUUAAGGACUGCCUGGUGUUUCUCGAAGGCUGCGAGGCGUAUGGGCGUAGGGUCAGCACCGUCAUCGAGAGCCCGUUCCAGGAAGAGGAUGCUAACAGUAAAGCGAAACACACCGUCACGUACGAAGCUCGACUGCUUCGGUACAUGUUUUACAAACUACGCAAUAUUGACGAUUAUGUUACUAUUAAUAAGUAUGAAGAUUUAAAAUAGGUGCAUAUAAUUAUUACAGCUUCAGGUUUAGGCGUACUUCUGAUCAUAAAUAAAAUAAAUUACUUAUUUAA